UAUCCUUAAAUGCUUUCAGUGGAAAAACUGACAGAAAGAACAACGCUUCUCCCUCACUGAAGGAAUAUGUUUAAUCCCUGGCUGACCUCUGCACUUAUUUGGGGAAGUUUGUGUGCAGGACCCAGUCGGGGGGAGGUGGGGACCAGAGAGUGUGUUUACUACAAUGAUAACUGGCGAACAGAAAGGACCAAUCAGAGCGGUCUGGAGCGAUGUGAGGGAGAAAAAGACAAGAGGCUACACUGCUACGCUUCCUGGCUCAAUUCAUCUGGAACCAUCCGCCUGGUCAAGAAGGGUUGCUGGCUAGAUGAUUUCAACUGCUAUGACAGGCAGGAGUGUGUGGCCACAGAAGAGAGUCCUCAGGUGUUUUUCUGCUGCUGUGAGGGGAACUACUGCAAUGAGAGAUUCACCCACCUGCCUGAUAUUGUCGGACCCCCAGGUCAGUUGAAGAUCCAGCCUCCGAGGCCAGCCCCGUCUUUGUUGGGUGUGCUGGUCUACUCUCUCCUGCCUUUAGCUAUCCUCUCCCUGGCUCUGGUGCUAGCCUGCUGGACCUACCAUCAGCGCAAACCCCCUUAUGGCCAUGUGGACAUCAGUGAGGAUCCGGGACCAGCUCCCCCAUCCCCUCAUGUGGGGCUGAAGCCUCUGCAGUUGCUGGAGAUUAAAGCUAGAGGGCGCUUUGGCUGUGUGUGGAAGGCCCAGUUACUCAGUGAAUAUGUGGCAGUGAAGAUCUUCCCCAUUCAGGAUAAACAGUCGUGGCAGAACGAGAGAGAUAUAUACCUCACAGAGGGGAUGCGACAUGAGAACCUCCUGCGGUUUAUCUCAGCAGAGAAGCGAGGGAGCAACCUCCAAAUGGAACUGUGGCUCAUCACUGAGUUUCAUGAGAGGGGCUCUCUAAUGGAUUAUCUGAAGGGUAAUGUGGUGAACUGGGCUGAGAUGUGUCAUAUUGCUGAGAGUAUGUCCCGAGGCCUGGCCUACCUGCACGAGGACCAGCCUUACCGAGCUGAGGGACCCAAGCCUGCCAUUGCACACAGGGACUUCAAGAGCAAGAAUGUGUUGGUGAGGACAGAUCUGACUGCUGUGAUUGGAGACUUUGGGCUUGCUGUGCGCUUUGAACCUGGAAAACCCCCAGGAGAUACUCAUGGCCAGGUGGGCACCAGGCGUUACAUGGCUCCAGAGGUGCUGGAGGGGGCCAUAAACUUCCAGAGAGAUGCCUUCCUGAGGAUUGACAUGUACGCCCUUGGCCUGGUGCUCUGGGAGUUGGUGUCUCGCUGCACCGCUGCAGACGGUCCAGUGGAUGAGUAUCUUUUGCCCUUUGAGGAGGAGAUCGGGCAGCAUCCGUCCCUGGAGGACCUGCAGGACGUGGUGGUCCAUAAGAAGAUGAGGCCAGUCUUUAAGGAUUGCUGGCUAAAGCAUCGGGGUCUGGGCCCGUUGUGUGAGACAAUAGAGGAAUGCUGGGAUCACGACGCAGAGGCCCGCCUGUCCGCAGGCUGCGUGGAAGAACGUAUCAGUCAAAUCGCCAGGGUAACCAACAGCAACAACACUACCUCAGAUUGCUUGGUCUCUGUGGUAACCUCUAUCAGCGACACAGACCCUCCACCCAAAGAGGCCAGUACCUGA
Chanos chanos (milkfish) is the source of this 1614-nucleotide messenger RNA. It is a transcript of the gene acvr2bb, whose product is annotated as activin A receptor type 2Bb. Gene Ontology annotation, molecular function: activin receptor activity; activin binding; ATP binding. The record is from RefSeq and is a predicted model, not a curated record. Gene Ontology annotation, cellular component: activin receptor complex; plasma membrane. Gene Ontology annotation, biological process: protein phosphorylation; activin receptor signaling pathway; cellular response to growth factor stimulus. The transcript is spliced from 11 exons. Lineage: Eukaryota; Metazoa; Chordata; Actinopteri; Gonorynchiformes; Chanidae. Bases 67 to 1614 code for a protein of 515 amino acids.